Molecule: messenger RNA, 4009 nt
Organism: Eubalaena glacialis (North Atlantic right whale)
Lineage: Eukaryota; Metazoa; Chordata; Mammalia; Artiodactyla; Balaenidae
Gene: CRY2
Product: cryptochrome circadian regulator 2
Exons: 12
Coding region: 31-1812 (593 amino acids)
Biological process (GO): circadian regulation of gene expression; entrainment of circadian clock by photoperiod; negative regulation of DNA-templated transcription
Cellular component (GO): nucleus; cytoplasm
Molecular function (GO): DNA binding; FAD binding
Source: RefSeq, a predicted model, not a curated record
GCAGCGGUGGCCAGAGCAGUCAGGGAGGUGAUGGCGGCGGCUGUGGCUACUGCGGCAGUGGCGGCCCCGGCGCCGGCGCCCCGCGCGGAAGGCGCCUCCUCAGUGCACUGGUUCCGCAAGGGGCUGCGGCUCCAUGAUAACCCGGCGUUGCAGGCGGCCGUGCGCGGGGCGCACUGUAUGCGCUGCGUUUACAUCCUCGACCCUUGGUUCGCGGCCUCCUCCUCAGUCGGGAUCAAUCGAUGGAGGUUCCUACUUCAGUCUCUGGAAGAUUUGGACACAAGUUUAAGGAAACUGAACUCCCGCCUGUUUGUAGUCCGGGGACAGCCAGCUGACGUGUUCCCAAGGCUGUUCAAGGAAUGGGGGGUGACCCGCUUGACCUUUGAAUAUGACUCUGAACCCUUUGGGAAAGAACGGGACGCAGCCAUCAUGAAGAUGGCCAAGGAGGCUGGUGUGGAGGUGGUGACUGAGAACUCUCAUACUCUCUAUGACCUGGACAAGAUUAUUGAGCUGAAUGGGCAGAAGCCGCCCCUUACCUACAAGCGCUUUCAAGCCAUCAUCAGCCGCAUGGAGCUGCCCAAGAAGCCCGUGGGCUCUGUGACCAGCCAGCAGAUGGAGGGCUGCAGGGCCGAGAUCCAGGAGAACCACGAUGAGACCUAUGGCGUGCCCUCCCUGGAGGAGCUGGGAUUCCCCACUGAAGGACUCGGCCCAGCUGUUUGGCAAGGAGGAGAGACGGAAGCCCUGGCCCGCCUGGAUAAGCACCUGGAACGGAAGGCCUGGGUUGCCAACUAUGAGAGACCCCGCAUGAAUGCCAACUCCCUGCUGGCCAGCCCCACGGGCCUCAGCCCCUACCUGCGCUUCGGCUGCCUCUCCUGCCGCCUCUUCUACUACCGCCUGUGGGACCUGUACAAAAAGGUGAAGCGGAGCAGCACACCCCCGCUCUCCCUGUUUGGGCAACUCCUGUGGCGAGAGUUCUUUUACACGGCGGCCACCAACAACCCCAGGUUUGACCGCAUGGAGGGGAACCCCAUCUGCAUCCAGAUCCCCUGGGAUCGCAACCCCGAGGCCCUGGCCAAGUGGGCCGAGGGCAAGACGGGCUUCCCUUGGAUUGACGCCAUCAUGACCCAACUGAGGCAGGAGGGCUGGAUCCACCAUCUGGCCCGGCACGCUGUGGCCUGCUUCCUCACGCGCGGGGACCUCUGGGUCAGCUGGGAGAGCGGGGUCCGGGUAUUUGACGAGCUGCUCCUGGACGCAGACUUCAGCGUGAACGCAGGCAGCUGGAUGUGGCUGUCCUGCAGUGCUUUCUUCCAGCAGUUCUUCCACUGCUACUGCCCGGUGGGCUUUGGCCGCCGCACGGACCCCAGUGGAGACUACAUCAGGCGAUACCUGCCCAAAUUGAAAGAAUUCCCCUCUCGAUACAUCUAUGAGCCCUGGAAUGCCCCAGAGUCAAUUCAGAAGGCAGCCAAGUGCAUCAUUGGUGUGGACUACCCACGGCCCAUCGUCAACCAUGCCGAGACCAGCCGGCUCAACAUUGAGCGGAUGAAGCAGAUUUACCAGCAGCUCUCCCGCUACCGGGGACUCUGUCUGCUGGCGUCUGUCCCUUCCUGUAUGGAAGACCUCAGCAAUCCAGUGGCAGAGCCCAGCUCGAGCCAGGCUGGGAGCAUGAGCAGUGCAGGCCCAAGACCACUACCCAGUGGCCCGGCGUCCCCCAAACGCAAGCUGGGAGCAGCGGAGGAGCCACCUGGUGAAGAGCUCAGCAAACGGGCCAGGGUGGCAGGGUUGCCCCCCUCAGAGCUGCCGAGCAAGGAUGUCUGAGACUGCAGUGCCGUGACUCUGUGAGCAAAGCCUGGGUGCCCGAGCAGCCACCGUGGCAGCAGAGUGCAACCUGCAGAACAGCUGAUCACCUCCCGAGAUGGAGCAAGCGUGUGCGUGUGUGUGUGUGCGUGUGCCGAGGAAGGAGUGGCCCGCCUAUUUGCGUGUGCAUGCGUCUGUUUACACUCUUGUGGUUCCAAACGCUGCCUGGGCUGGAGGAGUACCUGUAGCAGCUUACCUCAGCCUCUGGACACCAGGCUAGAGGUCAUGGCAGUGACUUUCACCCCAGACCUGUCCCUGUGAGCCAGCUGCCUUGUCUGAAUAGAAGAGUGGUGGGACCUUAGCUGGGAUCCUGGCAUCUGCCCCCCAACCCUCCCUCCCUCCCUCCCUCCCUCCCUCCUUCCUCACGUCAGACUGCCGAGCAGGGGCGAAGCAUUUCUGGCUCUUGUCCAGAGUGUGGGAUUCUAGAGGCAGCUAGGGUUCUGCUGAGUUCCUGGGCAGGCUGGAGGGGACGGGUGUGUCCAGACAUAGUCACCUGGCCUGGCUUCUUAUUUUAAAAUUCCCUGCCACUGGGUUCUCCGGACUCUUCCUUGGGGAGCUGGGACUGAGCACGAGGCUGUAGACAGAUCUGGAAACUUUGCAUCAUCGUGCAGAAGUACAGCCAGGCGCCUGACUGGAGCGCUGCGUGCACAGUGUCAUAGAUGUUAGCUGAGAAGAACAUCUCCCUCUUCGGGGCUCAAAACCUGAGGUUAGAAGUAGAAGGCCGGCUCUCACUACUGUUCCCCAGAAGCUGACUGGAGACUCAAGUGCCUCCACCGGGAGGAGGCCAGGUUCCUGGUGGUAGAAAGCCCCCUGGCUCCUCUCGCCACACUCCAUGGCAUCUCGGUGCUGCCACCGAGCUCAGCUGGCACCAGCCAGGGAAGCCAUUCUAGUCUGCGCUCUGAAGGCUUCCUCAGCCUGCCCGGGGCUGGUCAGCAACCAAGCUGCCACGUCAGCUCUCCCAGUAGCUGGACAUCAAAGACCCAGGCAGGUGGACUGCCGGGGACAGUUGGGAAAGACCCAAGCCGCAAUCCCACCCAGCGCACCAAGCCUUCCGGAAGCAGCAGGUGGGAGGUGUGACCCAGAGAAGCCAAGGCCUUGCAUUCUAGGGGCAGCCUGUACCUCCCACCUCAGCCUCCCACUGUCGGGGCUGUGCUGAGAAAGACACCAUGAAAAGGAGGGCUGUGCGGUCAGCUGGAGCAAGUCUUCCUUCCACCCAUGGCCUGCACUUGAGCCACAGCAUGUGUGUGUGUGUGUAGCUGAGAGGCCAGUUCCUCUUGGGAUUGUUGUCCUCACACGUAACAUUAAGCUGGCCUCUGGGCCUUCUCCUCUCUACCUCCCCUGUGACCUUCCCCGGCCUCAGAGCUGUUCAUUCCCUUGGCCCCAGCCCUGCCCUUCACUGUCCUCUGUCCUGGGACCAGAACCCUGGGUCAGGCCCCUGCCUCCUACAUCUGUCCAGCACAUCGACAGGCUUCUUCCUGAGACGUCCUCAGCCUUUCUCAGCCAGAGAGCUGCCUUUAGAGUCCAACUGUUGUAUGUAUGUCACCCUCACUAGAAAUGUCCCAUAAUCAUGUGGGGAGAACAGGGCACCGGUGAUGGCUUUUUCUGCAGCAUUGGGUUGGGGGCUUCACUGUUCCCUUAGCCCCAGCCAAGAGGAAAGAGAAUCGGGGGCUAUUGCCAGAAGGAGAGUAGAGCAAGCCUGGAAGGGCUAGUCUGAGAAACUGAGAAGGCCAGAGGGCUUAGGGCCAGAGUCAGUAUUUAUUUAGCAGCACCUUCGAAUGUCAGGAUGAUUCCCUUUACCUGCCCAUUUAAGGAUGGUUCUCUUCCCUAAGGUACAAGUUGGGAGGACCACCUUCCCAUACGUCUCCACCAUCCCUGGCAUGCGUCCACUCCGGAGCUGGGAGGGGCAGGGUGAGGAGAGGGUGUAUCCAGUGGCCUGGAGCUCCACAAUCGCUUCGUGCCUCCCCUCUCCUGGCCCAGGUAUCCCUGGGGGCUCCUGCAGAGCAUUGCCCCAAAUCCUGAUCCAAGGGCCAGCAUGGGGAGGAGAUGGUCGCAGGCCAAAUGCACUUUAUACAGAGAUUUUCUAUUGCUGGGAAGGUGUGUUUCUCCCAGUUUGUUUGUGAAUAUUCAUGUGUUUCAUAAAUGUCUGAUCCUGUCUGAG